AUUCAGAACUGAAGCCGAAUGAGAAGCCCAGCAAUAUUUGUGGAGGAAUCAUCGGAACUUCACAUCCGAAAGAAGCGACUCAUUGCGAAAUUCCUGUCUCUACAUAGGGGGGUAUCGAUUCAACAUGCUCGCCACCUAGUCAAUAUUCUCAGAAGUGAAGUUAGUCACUGUGUAGGUAAUAUAUUACUACCGAGCAUUAUCAUCGCUCCUGCUUCCUGUUUUGUACAAGCUGCAACUUACGUCGUUUUGUCUGGAUCAUCACAAAGAAAUCGUGGGAUGCGCCAUAAGGCUGCAAUCAUAAUUCGCCAUCAAGACUUUAAGCCAUUGUCAUAUAAUUUUGAUCUUGCCUUGAUUAAAAUUGUUCCACCCAUCGGAUGGAAUAAUCACCCAAUUGAAUUGGCUCAAAAACCACUUUUCCCUCACAGUCCUGGAUAUAUUACUGGGUGGGGCUGUGCGGCAACAGGACCGAAGAGUGCAAAAAUCAUUCUUAAUGAAUUACAAAUAAUUGAAAUGAACACAAUUGAAUAUUUUCAAUGUCAACGAUUCUACAAAUUGUACGGCGAAAAUAUUACUCUAACUAUGCAUAACUUUUGCACUUUUGAUCCAAGUAAACAAAAACGUGGUUGCGAGGGUGGUACCCCAUUUAUUAGAAAUGGGAAAUUAGCUGGUAUCAUGCCUUAUCGGGAACAUUCUGUAACCGGAAAAAAUCCACAAGUAUUCCUGGACUUGGGUCAUCCUGAUAUCAAAGAAUGGAUCGACCAUAUCUUAGUAGAAUUUAAAUCUGUACGCAAAUGACGUCGGAAGUGGUGCCAUUGCGACAGCUUUUAAUCAAAUUUGUCACGUGUCAAUGAGGUGGGCUGAUUUUUGUUUACAGCCGGAAUCAGGGAAUCUUAUGAAA
This is a messenger RNA of Belonocnema kinseyi, 898 nucleotides long. Its product is annotated as trypsin-6-like. Gene Ontology annotation, biological process: proteolysis. The coding region runs from base 19 to 795 and encodes 258 amino acids. The transcript has 4 exons. Gene Ontology annotation, molecular function: serine-type endopeptidase activity. The record is from RefSeq and is a predicted model, not a curated record. NCBI's taxonomy places the organism in Eukaryota, Metazoa, Arthropoda, Insecta, Hymenoptera, Cynipidae.